AUGGUGAUAUUUUGGCUCUUUUGGGAGAUGGUGAUGUCUGAUAUAGGUAGUGAAGUUGACGAAUUGGAAGAUGAUAAUUGUUUUCCAAUUGAUGAGUUUGACCAAUUGUUAAAUGAUUUUGACGAUUUAUCCUCGGACAUUUUGCCCGAUAUAGAGGAGGUUGAACCUGAUUUCAUAAAUACAAAUAAACGUGAUAUUCAUUGGGUACAAAAACCAUUCGAGCCACCUACUAAAAUAUAUGAUUAUAUGUUUAAAAUUGUGUAG
Macrosiphum euphorbiae (potato aphid) is the source of this 264-nucleotide messenger RNA. The record is from the annotation of a GenBank genome assembly. Lineage: Eukaryota; Metazoa; Arthropoda; Insecta; Hemiptera; Aphididae.